Messenger RNA from Bombina bombina (fire-bellied toad), 3665 nucleotides. Its product is annotated as solute carrier family 12 member 2-like. The coding region runs from base 1 to 2949 and encodes 982 amino acids. The record is from RefSeq and is a predicted model, not a curated record. Gene Ontology annotation, biological process: chloride transmembrane transport; sodium ion homeostasis; sodium ion transmembrane transport. NCBI's taxonomy places the organism in Eukaryota, Metazoa, Chordata, Amphibia, Anura, Bombinatoridae. Gene Ontology annotation, molecular function: ammonium channel activity; sodium:potassium:chloride symporter activity. The transcript has 27 exons. Gene Ontology annotation, cellular component: membrane.
AUGCGCAGCUUUGGGCACAAUACUAUGGACGCUGUACCGCGCAUAGACCACUAUAGGAACACUCUACCACCAGGAGUAAUUAAAAAAGGGAGACCUAGCCUGGCAGAACUUCAUGAUGAGGUGGACAAGGAAUCACUUAAUGGAUUUGUCAAUGGAGAGCAAGAAAGUAUUGCAGAAAAUGACCUGAUGUUACAAAUGUCAGAGUCCAGUGGAAUAGUUAAAUUUGGAUGGAUUAAGGGGGUCUUGGUGAGAUGUUUGCUGAACAUUUGGGGAGUUAUGCUUUUCAUGAGACUAUCCUGGAUUGUUGGACAAGCAGGAAUUGGACUUACAGUUGUGAUUAUCCUCACGGCCACGUUAGUGACAUUUAUAACUGGUUUAUCCACAUCAGCGAUUGCUACUAAUGGCUUUGUGCGAGGAGGUGGUGCUUAUUACCUGAUAUCCCGAAGUCUUGGCCCAGAGUUUGGAGGUUCUAUUGGUCUGAUUUUUGCAUUUGCCAAUGCAGUAGCUGUUGCAAUGUAUGUUGUGGGAUUUGCAGAAACUGUAACAGACCUUUCUGUAGAGCACGGUAUCAUGGUUGCGGAGAGAACCAAUGACAUACGCAUUAUUGGAUCAAUUACUGUGCUUCUGCUCCUGGGAAUCUCUGUUGCAGGAAUGGAGUGGGAAGCUAAGGCACAAGUAACUCUGCUUGGGAUCCUGCUUAUUGCGGUGGGGAACUUUUUCAUUGGAACCUUCAUUAAAGCUGAUGAUGAUAAGAAAUCCAAAGGGUUUUUUAACUACCAAGCUGCCAUCUUUGUUGAGAACUUUGGGCCUGAUUUUCGUGAUGAAACCUUCUUCUCCGUCUUUUCAAUCUUCUUUCCUGCAGCCACAGGAAUCUUGGCUGGAGCAAAUAUAUCUGGGGAUCUGGAAGACCCACAAAGCGCUAUACCAAAAGGCACAAUGUUGGCUAUAUUCAUAUCAACAGCUACCUAUUUGGCGGUAGCCGUAGCUUCAGCCACAUGUAUUGUCAGAGAUGCUACAGGCAACAUAACGGAUGCCUUCUCCAAUAAUACCAGUGAAUGCCUGUCUGCUGCCUGUAUGCUUGGCUACAAUUUCACGGCUUGUGAAGAUUCUUCAUGUAAAUAUGGAUUGCUGAAUAACUUCCAGGUAAUGGCCAUGUUUUCUGGGUUUGCACCAUUAAUUACAGCAGGGAUCUUUGCUGCAACUCUCUCAUCUGCCCUGGCAUCUCUUAUUAGCGCUCCUAAAGUUUUCCAGGCUCUAUGUAAAGACAACAUUUACACUGGGCUGCAGUUCUUCGCAGAGGGUUAUGGCCAGAGGAAGGAGCCAGUCAGAGGUUAUAUCCUUACCUUCUUCAUUGCUCUUGGCUUUAUUCUCAUUGCUGAGCUGAACACCAUUGCUCCAAUCAUCUCUAACUUCUUCCUGGCCUCCUAUGCCCUCAUCAACUUCUCUUGUUUCCACGCUUCCUUGGCAAGGUCCCCAGGUUGGAGACCAUCAUUUACGUAUUACAACAUGUGGAUAUCUCUUAUUGGAGCUGUGUUGUGCUGUGGAGUCAUGUUUAUGAUCAACUGGAAGGCAGCACUCCUAACCUGUGUCAUCAUUCUUAGUCUGUAUAUAUAUGUCACUUACAAGAAGCCAGAUGUCAACUGGGGUUCAUCCACACAGGCUCUCACUUACCUUAAUGCUCUGCAGCAUUCCAUUAGGUUGUAUGGUGUAGAAGACCAUGUCAAGAACUUCAGACCACAGUGCCUUGUGUUGACAGGCUCUCCAGUUUCACGACCAGCAUUGGUGAACCUUGUCCACUCCUUUACCAAAAAUGUGGGACUGAUGAUCUGUGGACAUGUCCAUGUUGGAUCUCCUAGACAUUGUAUAAAAGAGAUGACAUUAAACCAGUCCAAAUACCAGAGAUGGCUAAUACAGCAUAAGAAGAAAUCUUUUUACACUGCAGUGUGUGCCGAGCAGUUUCGGCAGGGGGUUCUCUACCUUCUUCAGGCAGCCGGCCUAGGCCGUAUGAAACCCAACACACUGGUCCUCGGUUUCCAGGCCCGAUGGAAAGAAUCAGACCACACAUCUGUUGAUGAGUAUGUCAAUAUAAUACAUGACGCUUUUGAUUUCCAGUAUGGUAUAGUUAUUGUGAGACUGAAAGAAGGCCUGGAUAUCACCCAGAGUGCAGUGCAUGAUGAAGCUGGAAUUAGCAAACUUGGAGUGAAAGCAGAUAACCGUAGUAAAGAUUUAAUGAUGGAAACCCAAGAGGAAGACCCUGAACUUUCGACAAGUCUGCAUAAUACUGAUGUAAAGGAGAUUUCAGACCCGAUUAACUCAUCUGGACAAAAGAUCUCAGUGGAAAUCACCUGUCCAUUUCAGAAGAAGCAAGGGAAGGGAACGAUUGAUGUUUGGUGGAUGUUUGAUGAUGGAGGUCUAACACUUCUUAUUCCGUAUUUAAUUACCACCAAGAGGCAGUGGAAGGACUGCAAGAUCCGAGUGUUCACUGGUGGUAAAAUCAACACUAUCGAUGAUAACAAACGCAUGAUGGCAACCUUACUAAGCAAAUUCCGUAUUGAUUAUUCUGAUAUCAUAAUUAUCGGAGAUAUAAACAAGAAGCCCAGAGAAGAGAGCAUAAAAUACUUUUAUGAUCUUGUGGAUCCAUAUCGGCUGUAUGAAGGUGACUUUGACAAGGAGUCAGCUGAUGAAAUGAGGAGAAGAGAGCCUUGGAAGAUUAGUGAUGACGAACUGGAGAUGUUGAAAGAAAAGACACAGCGCCAGAUCCGGCUGAACGAAUUGCUGCAUGAACAUUCCAGCUCAGCAAACCUAAUAGUAAUGACAAUGCCAGUUGCCAGGAAGGGAGCGGUAUCCAAUGCAUUAUAUAUGGCAUGGCUUGAUAUCCUUUCCAACGAUCUUCCUCCUGUUUUGUUAAUUCGAGGGAACCACCGGAAUGUCUUAACUUUUUACUCAUGAACAAUACAGAAGAAUAACAGAAGAAUGAUUCAAUUCUGUACCACCAGGUGGCCUAUUUCAGGUCACUCUUUCUUUACAGGUGAUACCUUUCUUUGCACUGUGCAUUUUUUAUCUGGUACAAUUAUGGACAUUAUUAAAAUGGUUGACUUUGAAUUGGCCAUGUUGGUCUUUCAGGCAGCCAUUCUGUCUUUCCAGCCAAAUAAAUACUGUUCAUCAUGACACCAUUACGAGUCCCAGUAGUGGCUUCCCAUAAGAUGACUAAUAACUGCUCAACCAAAUAUGUAUGACACUACACCCAAAGACCUAAUUUCUUCAUCAUAUGGUCUUGCUAUAAACUGCUCUCUCAUGCAAACUAGGUGACAUAGGCCUUGACUCUACUGCAGCAUUAGCCUUCAGGAUGUAGUAGCCGUUCUGUAAAACAUUUAUGUUCUCCUUGAGUCAUCAAGAGGAUAAGCCAUACCACUACUAACCAAAUAAAAUAUGUGUUUAGCCAUUCUAUGUCAUAUAAAACUUGUCUCCCACUUCACCGAGUAACACUCUCAUCCUGCUCUCCUCUUCCUUUGAUAACAGAAAUAAUUCACUACAGUUCCAAGUAAAAAUAAAAUAUAAAUAAAAUGAAACAUUUAAUAUACCUGUUUGUACGUUAUACUAUCUCAAUUUAUUGUGUCUAUUUUUGUCCAUGAGCUACCAACAUUUUCAGCAGUGCUUUAAUAAAU